AUGAAAGGCAAACCCAAUAAUCUUGUUGCUUUUACUAUUAGUGAUUGGGCUGGUUGUGCAAAUGAUAGGAGGAGUACAACAGGUAAAAUAGAGUUGCGGCAUUGCAACACAGAGGAACAACCAGCUGAUAUUCUCACAAAGGCUUUGGCAGAAGAUAAAUUCAAGAAAUUUCGGUCCAUGAUGGGAGUGCAAGCCCUCAUUGAAUUAUGGGAGGAAAUGUAUAACGCAGAGGUACUUGAUUCGUACGAGCAUCUUCUUCUCGAUGUGACUGAUGGACACAACCAUCUAUUCAUGAGAAAUGAUGAGCUUGAAGCUGCAUGGAAAGUUUUAUCUCCAAUUCUGCAAGAGAUAGACAGCAAAAGUAUGGCACCAAAGCUGUAUGAGUUGGGAGGUAGGGGUCCAGUUAGAGCCUUCUAUCUCUGGGCAAAACAUGGGGUUCAAUGA
Messenger RNA from Camellia sinensis, 444 nucleotides. Lineage: Eukaryota; Viridiplantae; Streptophyta; Magnoliopsida; Ericales; Theaceae. The record is from RefSeq and is a predicted model, not a curated record.